AUGGCGGAUAAAGCUAUCAAAAGAAAACAUGUAUCACCUGAAUCUCUACUACUCUCUAUUCUCAAUGAUUUCUUCGUAACUUCUCCGAAAAAACCCAACACGAAUUCAGAUGCGUCUACCUUUAUAAAGUUUGCAAAAGUUGCAAGAUUUACUUCAAGAUCCAACGAUACAGCUCCUUUGGUCAAAUCAGCCGGAUUAGAUGUUGGUCAUCUUCUCAAAUCUGCACUUGCAGGAGGAAUCUCAUGCGCCUUCUCUGCUUUUCUAAUGCAUCCUGUGGACACUGUCAAGACACAAGUUCAAGCAUCAACAACAUUGUCAUUUCUCCAAAUACUGUCCAAGAUCCCAGAGAUUGGUGCUCGAGGUUUAUACAAGGGCUCUAUUCCUGCGGUUGUUGGUCAAUUUGCAAGCCAUGGUUUACGAACAAGUAUAUAUGAAGCAAGUAAACUCGCAUUACCGCUCUUUGCUCCUUCUCUCCUCGACAUCCAAGUUCAGUCAAUCGCGUCUUUUGUUGGCACAGUUUUGGGGACAACACUGCGAAUACCGUGUGAGGUGUUGAAACAACGGUUACAAGCCAACCUGUUUGAUAACAUAGUGGAAGCUACGGUUUCCACUUGGCAUCAAGAUGGUCUCAAAGGACUUUUUCGUGGGACGGGGGUUACUCUUUUACGCGAGGUUCCCUUCUACGUUGCUGGCAUGGGACUUUACAACGAAUCAAAGAAGGUUGUAGAGAGACAAUUAGGAAGAGAGCUGGAGCCGUGGGAAGCUAUCGCGGUUGGAGCAUUGUCCGGUGGUUUCACGGCUGUCCUAACGACGCCUUUCGAUGUGAUUAAAACGAGAAUGAUGACGGCUCCACAAGGCGUGGAUUUGUCUAUGUGGAUGGCUGCUUACUUAAUUGUAACAAAAGAGGGACCUCUUGCAUUCUACAAAGGAGCUGUUCCAAGGUUCUUCUGGACUGCUCCUCUUGGAGCCUUGAACUUAGCUGGCUAUGAACUUCUUCAAAAGGCUAUGGUCACACCUCUAAAUCAUAGCGACUGA
Messenger RNA from Arabis nemorensis, 1035 nucleotides. The record is from the annotation of a GenBank genome assembly. NCBI's taxonomy places the organism in Eukaryota, Viridiplantae, Streptophyta, Magnoliopsida, Brassicales, Brassicaceae.